Messenger RNA from Spodoptera exigua (beet armyworm), 8125 nucleotides. The record is from the annotation of a GenBank genome assembly. NCBI's taxonomy places the organism in Eukaryota, Metazoa, Arthropoda, Insecta, Lepidoptera, Noctuidae.
UUUUCAAAAUGGUUGAAGUUGAAACUGCGGCGGACGAAGCGCCAUGUUUAUUGAAAACGUAACGUUAUCGGAAAAGAAAGCUGGCUGUGUUGUUUUUUAUAAAUUAGUUUAGCGAAAGUGCGAUGGUAUUUACUUCAGUUUAAUAUUCCUUAUUCUAAUAAGACGCGUGAGUUGUACUAUUCUAGUUUCUUCUGCAUACUAUUGUUGCAAAAAUGGCUGGGCCGUCUGAAAAUCAAAGGUCUUUUCGGCUUUUUGUAACCCAUGUCGACGGUGACGCUCAUUUUUUGAAAAUUAGUGGGCAAGUGGAUCAACAGGCUUCGUUGAUGAUAGAGAGCCUUUUUGAUGCUGCCCGAGAUAAUCUAGAAAAAGGCAUCGGAGCGGUGCCACCGGCAGCUAUUCAUGAAGGUGUCAUUUGUGCCGCCAAAUAUAAAGAUGGGAUUUAUUACCGAGCUAAAGUUGUAAGCACAAACAAUUUGUCUACCGGCUUGGUUGGAGUCCACUUUAUCGACUAUGGGAACAAAGACAUAAUUUCAUUGAGUGCUAUACGUUUCUUCGACAACUACGACCCGCUAUUUUUGAAAAUACGUGGUCAGGCGUCUGACUAUUACUUAUCUGGAGUUAUGCAGCCAUCUGGAAGAUGGGAAGAACCACUUUUAUUAAAACUUCAAAGCUUAGUGUGCUACUCGGAGUAUGUUGCGACUGUUGAUGCUCAGACUCGGACAAUACCUAUAAUAUCUAUACAAUUUAAAGGCACGGAUUUAUCGUCGCAUCUUGUGUCUAUUCGUUUUGGCGUAGCUUUACCUCUUGCAAAGCAAGAAGUCUUAUUACUUCAAUUGUCUGGUGAUAAUCAACAAGCAUCUAAUUGGCAGCCUAGUUUUCCAAAUGAAGCAUCCAAUUUUCCUGAACAUGUCCCAUUUUUAAUGAAUCAAAACUUCCCUGCUAAUCCUGCAUCAACUAUGCGCAUUCAACAAAAUGCAUCUUUACCUUUUAAUGGAAGUAUACAAAUGGCACCAUCUUUGAUUGGUCAAAGACUACUAGUCAACAAAGCCUCUAGAAACCCAGGAAAUUUAAAAGCUCCAGGGCGCCAACCACAGCAUGCCCCUACUAAUAGCAUCAACCUGUCAACCCCUCCACCAGCUCUAAUGAUAGCUCCAAAACCUGGUUCUCCUAAAAAGUCAUCUACCUAUAAGAGUAGAUUGUUGGAAGUGAACUCUCAACACAAAGUGUUUGUGUCAUUUGCUGAAGAAGGGCCAGAAUUAUUUGCAGUGCAGCUUGUUAGUGAUGCCAAGAAGCUGCAGGACAUGAUGGAUGACAUUAAUAAAAGGCCACAUAGCAGUCUUACUGAACCACCCAUGAUAGGUACAGUCUGCUUGGGCAGAAUGUCAGGUGACCGUAUUAUAUGCAGGGCCAUUGUUAUGAAUCUCUCUGGAUCUCAAUGCAAGUUAUUCUUUGUUGACUUUGGAGACACAGAAAUGGUAUCAUACUAUGAUAUCUUCGAUAUACCUGAUGAGUUUGUGAAGCCUAAUGUUUUUGCUAUGAGAUUUUGUUUAUCUGGUGUUAAGAAAUUGGAAAAGGGAUUACAUUUGAAUGAGACUUUCAAACAGCUGGUUAAUGGAAAGGUGAUGACACUGAAAGUAGUGGCACCUGAAGGUCCACCAUUGAUUCAGUAUGGAGAAUUGUACUUAGACAAUAAAAACAUACUUGAAUUGUUGAUGGCUAAUAUGAAAGACAAGCUGCAGUUUAAAAGGAUUGACAUACUGCCCUUGGGAUCAAGGCGCUCUGUUCUUGUAUCAUAUGUGGACAGCUGUAUCAAAUUCUUUGUGCAGUUGUCAGAUCACAUUGAUGAGUUGAAUGCUGUGAUGGAUGCUGUACGAACUCACUGUGAGAACAGCUCGUCUCCUGGAGAGUUACCAGUGGGAGCAGCAUGCUGUGCUCGGUUCCCAGAUGACAACAACUGGUACCGAGCAACAGUCAGGGACACUAAGAAGAACAAAGUUGUAGUUAUGUAUGUGGACUAUGGUAAUGAACAAGAAGUUGAAGUAUCAGAUUUGAGGACUAUUACUCCAGAAUUGAUAAGACUGCCAGCUCAAGCUAUGAAGUGUGCUCUGAAGGGAUAUGAAAACAAACCAGUAGAGACAAAAACAUCAAACCAAUUGGAGAUGUUAGCAUUGGAGAAGACGCUGACUGCUCACAUAGUUGGUAUGCUGUCCACUACAAUGGUAGUAUCACUGAUAGAUGAAACUGUGACUCCACCACUGGAUGUAGCCCGGAAGAUGACACAACUGUCUCAGCCAAGGAGUUCUCAUGAGGCUAAAGCAACAACGCCAGUCAGGAAAGACGCUCCAGAAACCUUCAGUUCUCCAGACAGUGCGUCAGAUGAUGGCAAGAAGAAAAGCUUUCGACGAGAAAAGAGCUUCAAGGAUGAAUGGAGACCACCAAAAGAGGGCAAUGAAGAGUUCCAACAAAGAGGCGGCAGUUUUCGAAACAGAGACAACAGAGACGGCUUCGACAGGUCCGGGCCGGGCCGGCAUAGCGAAAAGUUUGGUGGCAGGCCGGAGCGAGGCGAGCGUCCUUACAACGAUAGACGCGGAGGGCCGCCGAAGCCUCGUGAGAAUGUGCCGUCCUCCGUCGGUGACGACGAGUGGGAGGAAACUCCUUCUCAACCGACAACCUUCCAACCUCCUCACAGGCAAAAUAGAGACAGGGAUAACAACCCUAGAGAAUACACUCCGAGGGAUAGAGACAGCAACCCGAGAGACAGAAGAAAGCCUAGGUCGGAAAAUCAACACGAUAAGCCGGGUCAAAGACCUGGUUGGAAGAAGGAUUCGAGUGGAGUUGGAAAAAGGUUAAGGCAAGCCGCGGAAGCUGCUUCCUUGGACGCCCAAAACGCUCCUACGAAGGGUGCUUCCAUACAGGAUAGACUGAAACGGGAUAACAAGCAUAAUCAACACGAUGACCGUGAUGACAGACCUCAACGAGAGAACCGUUUCGAUCGCUCUGACCGCCCUGACCGAUCCGACCGGCCUGACCGUCGUGAUAACCGGGACAACCGUGGAGACAGGCGCGAUAACUGGGGGGACAAGAAAGAAAACUGGAACCAAAAGAGAGAUUUCCGACCCAACGACAGAGCACCAAGGAGCAACUUCUCACCAAGAGACCGCGCAGAGCGUUCAUUUGGAUCCGAUGAUAAGAAGUCUGACAAAAGCUUUAGGUCUCAGGACAGUGGCAGAGAUCGCGUGGGUCGCGCCCCACCUUACAAAAGUCGUAGCAAGUUCACGCAGGUGCAGUACAAGGAGCUCCCCAACCCAGUACCACUCGACACGCCAUUCCUCGAGCCCACGGCCGUGGAACCUGGCGCGCAACACGAGGUCUCUGUUACUUGGAUCAUAAACCCCGAAUGCUUCUUUGCACAGAUAAUGGCUCUGCAGCCUAAAUUCCUAGAAAUGAUGCACAAAAUACCAGAGAUAUACAAAGGCGUGAAAUCUUACACGGGUGAAGUGCCAGUCGGCGGGUCUGUGUUAGCUCGAUACCCUGUAGAUGGCGUGUUAUACAGAGCUACCAUCGAAUCUGUACAGCCAUUCUCAAAGUUCAUAGUUCGAUAUGUAGAUUUCGGCAACAAACAGCUGGUCGACGCUAAAGAUAUUUGGCAAAUGGAUCAACAGAUGAUGGAGUUGCCCAAGAUGGCCGUUUGUUGUUCUCUAUCAGGCGUUAUGCCAGUGGAAGGUGAAUGGAAGCCCAACAACCUUGAUAUGGACUUGUGCUUUAACGCGCCGCGGUAUCAAUGUAUAUUCCAGGAGUUUGUUGAGGACCGCUACAAGGUGUCAUUAUGGAACAAUGGCGUCAGUGUGGCUGAUAUGUUGGUAGAAAAGGGAUUGGCAAAACUAUCUGAACAUCAGUCGUCUGUUACUUUGAAAGACGAAGCUAUCGACCUGACAAUCAUCGUAGGUCAGCAGAUACUCUGUCGAGUGACCCAUGUAGAGUCUUAUGAGAAAUUCUUUGUGCAACUUGAUAUGGACAAAGCUGAGCUGGUAGAAGACGCUAUCGCCAACUUUGACACUUCUAAAUUGACCCCAUUGACCGCCGACAACCUUGCCGAUGGGAUCCACUGCACAGUGAAGCAUGACGGUAAAAUAAAUCGAGCUAUACUAGAAAAUGUAGCUGACCCAGCCAACAUCACCGCUGUGUUGCCAGACUAUGGAAAAUCUAUUACUACUUCUUUGGAAAAUCUCAUGAUCUUACCAACGGAACUGAGUGUAUACUACUAUCAGUCUCUGCAGUGCAGCCUAAACAACUAUACAGAGGAAGCUAAGAAACUUAUGACCCUUGAAGAACUGAAGGCCAAGCUUACAGGGAACAAAGUCAUUGUCUACAUUAACCAUGUGGAAGAGAUCACGUUGGUAACAACACUGUAUGAUUGUGUGACUGGUCAAAAGAUUGCUGUGUUUGAACCGGACGAGGGUGCUUAUGAUGAAGUUAUCCAGUUAUGCAUGAGAUCAGUCUUUAAUUACAACUUUGGAAUGGCCUACAUUGCUCAUGCUGAAAACUUGAACGAAUUCUAUCUGCAGAAAGCAAGUGAUGGCGAUAAAAUCGCUCUGUUACUUGAUGAACUCUACAAAUUCUAUGAAGAAGGAACACCCGAAGCCCUCACUACUUUUGAAGUCGACGGCAUCUGCGCUGCCCACUCCGCGGACGGCAACUGGUACCGUGCCACUAUCAUCAGUGUAGAAGAUACUCAAGUUAAAGUGCAAUAUACUGAUUAUGGUAACACAGAAACACUUCCCAAGGAAUCGCUCAAAGUACUUGACCCCAAAUUCUAUGAACCUUGUGCACUAGCGUUAGUAGCUAGCUUAGGUCUUGUCGCCCUACAAGAAGACGCCCUCGCGAAACUAAAAGAAUGGACCAAUGAAAAGGAGGUGCAGGUCACACUCGCGAUAGGCACUGAUGGAUGGCUGGCCAGCUUGCAUUUAGAUGGCGUGGAUUUGUCAGUGAAACUGGUAAAUGAGAAAUUAGCCACACCACAAAUAAAUGCUGUUGAAGAAGAGAAAGUUGAGGAAACCCAAACUGCUGUGCUUUCCGAGCCGAUAUCUUUACCAGAAGGUUGUACUCAAGUGUACAUCAGCCAUAUUGACACUCCUGGCCACUUCUGGUUGCAAAUGUCCGAGAAAAUAUCCAAGCUCGACGAACUUCAAGCAGAACUUCAAAAUACUGCCAAUACAUUUAGUAAUCUGGAAAAUCCGGAAUUAGGUACGUGGUGUAUCGCCAAAUAUAUGGCUGACGACCAAUGGUAUCGAGCUGAGAUCCUUGACUCAGAUUCAGACAUUAUUACGAUUCGCUUCAUUGACUACGGCAACACGGAUGUGCUUGACAAUCAGCCUGGAUUAUUGAAAGAAAUGCCUGCAACAUUAAAAGAUGUGGAAGCCUAUGCGAUCAAAUCUAGCAUUAACGCAGUGCCCACUGGUACAGGCCAGUGGUCAGAAGCGUCCUCUGAAUAUUUCACACAGCUUGUAGGCGAUUUAGCUAAUGCUGUAGACGCUCUUAUCGUCCUCAAAGACGUUAUAACCUACGUAGAUAUCUAUGUUCAAGGGAAUAAUGUGACUGAUAAACUAGUGACUGCAGGCUACGCCACUAGGUCAGAAGAACCUGACUGUGGAGACUUGCCGUCCUGCUUUGCCAGUCAUGUAAACUCACCAUCGGAAUUUUGGAUCCAAUUAGAAACAGCGACCGCGGAACUUCAAGCAAUGGAGGCUGCAAUGGUAGAUGCAGAAAACUUCCCAGAGUUGACAGACAAAGAGGAAGGUGUUAUUUGUGCAGCUAAAUACCCAGAAGACGGAGCUUGGUACAGGGCACAAGUGAUUGUUGAUGGGUCGGAAGGUACUGAGGUGCUAUUUAUGGAUUACGGAAAUGCUUCCAUAGCUAACGAAUUAAGAAGCCUACCAGAUGAACUUAAAGUGAAGCCUGCGCUUUCGAGAAAAUGUGCCUUGCAGAAACCGCGUGACGUUAAAUGGUCACGUCAGUCUGAAAUUAGGUUUAAUGAAUUAGCUGCAGAAGGAGCCACUAUAUUUAAUGUCCAAUUCAUAGCAUCUGGUGAUAUCUCUAUCGUCGAAUUAUUCCAUGAAGGAAAAUCUGUGACUGAGGAUCUUUUAGGACUUUGUGAACAAAUAGCGGCUCCGAGACCCGCUCCCGUGGGUCAAGAUAUAUUUGGUAGUGGUAAAAUCUGCUUCGUCAAGGGUUUGGACGAAUUCUACGUACAACUAGACGAAGUGAACACCGAUCUUGAUAAAGUGACGGUGAGAAUGAACGAUUUUGAAGAAUUUGAACCUGCAACCGAUCUAAAAAUAGGGUCUAUUUGCGCUGCAUUCUGGGCUGAGGAUGAACAGUGGUACAGAGCUAAAAUAUUAGAAUUUUGUGAUGUUGGUUACCAUGUACAGUUUAUUGACUACGGAAAUAAAGCUAAAUGCGAGGAAUUCCGAAAACUACCUGAUGAUAUCGCAUCGAUUGAACCUUUAGCAAGAGGAUGUCGUAUUAUGUUAGAAAGUGGUGAUGAAAGUUUACAGGAAGAAGGUAAAAAUAAAUUAGAUCAGCUCACUUUAGAUGACAUUACCGUGUGCAUAGAAUUUUUGGAUAGCACGGUCAGUCCAAGUCUCGUUAAGCUUUCUUAUGGUGGACAAGACUUUUAUUCUGACCUCAAAAGUAGUAAUGCUAACAACCACGCGGAAGAAGCGACAAAAGAAGAAGCCCUUCCGUCUUCUGAACACGAAGUUGUAAAGGUACCUGAAGCAGCAACAGCCUCUGAUAUCGCAACCAGUGACAUAGAUACAGUAGAAUCGCUAGAAACUCAAAACGAACAAAACACAUCACAAGCAGAUCUUAAUGAAAGUACGGAGAGCAAUCACACUGUUAUUGAGAACAAAUCUUUCGAAUCUAAACAAGAUAAUCUAAGUGUCGAAAUUAACGCCGAUGAAUUAAAGGCUUUAGAAACUGACAAACCCUCGGACAACGCAGAAGUUACUGAAUUAAGCAAACCCAAAAAUAGCGCAGAAACUGUCGAAGCUGUAAAUAUUGAACAAGCCUCUGCUCAAGUAGAAUCAGUAGAACAAACUGCCGAAAUAAAAUCUGACGUUAAUGAAACUGAGAUACUUGUGGCUGAAAAAGAGAACCUAGCUAAAGAAGAUGACAAAGCAAAAUCUGUAGUUACAGAAGAUACAGAUAAAACCGAAAUUAAAGAGAAUGACGUAGAAAAACCUGUUGAUAAUGUGACAGAGCCACCGGGCAGCCCUGUUAAAAAUGCGACUGACUCAACGGAAAAGGUGACUGAAGCGGGUGACACUAAAACAGAACCCGUUAAUUAGACUUAGGAUGUAAAUACGGCCGAAUAAGAUAUUUUUUGUGAGUAAAGUCAAAAAAAUUACAUUGUAUCAUAUUAAUCUUUUUGAAUUUAACCAAUGUAAAGUGUCUUAUAACUGUUUGAAAUUAUACAUGACUUUAGUUUGCUUCGUAUUUUGGUAAAACCAAGUGCCAAUCUCGUUUUGGCAUUAACGAGCAGCUUAUUUUUAUAUAAUGUCGUACGAAGUACAUAAAGACUAAAAUAUAAUAGUUAAGGUUUGGCGUAUGAUUGUUUUGUGUAUUUUUUACGCAGUCGUUUAAUUAUUUGAUUCUCGAAUUACGUAAAUUGAUGUUAUGAAAGUGUCUGGAAACAUUUCUUAUUUUAAUUGUCUGUUUUUGUUAUGUGUUUUUUUAAUGUUUUCGCGAAAAGGAUAUAAACGUACAUAAAUGAAAGUAUAUUACAGUUAUUCUUUUUACACACAUAUAAAUACUCAUAUUUGAUUUUAUUUUAGGUUUAUCGUAUGUUAUGUCGCGUCGGUAUUAGAGUUGGUUAUUUUACCAUAUUUCAUUGUCAGUUCAUAAAGCUAUUGAAACAUCUGUAUGUACAUACAUAAUUUAUUGUAAUAAAACACAUUCCCUUCAUGAAACAUUUGUAGAGCAUGUCACCACAACUACAUACCGAAGGUAUAUUGAUUAUUAUUGUUGUUUUGUUUAGAAUCAUCUUAUAAGAUAAGGACUGAUGUCAGUCUUGUCCAGAGAUGUUACGUUUUUUUUAUUAUUAUUAAAGAUAUGCAAAUAUAAA